ACCUGCGAUUGCAUCGACUGUCAACGGUGGAGAGACAUGCGCCAUGGAGACGGAGGACAUUCUAAAGGGUUUUGCAGAUGGCAGCAAGGAAGGGAAUUCGGCUGGAGGGAACACCGCAGACUGUGCAGAGGUGCUUGCGACAAUAUAUGCACAGACUGCAGAGAUGAUAGGUGAUGGUGAUGAAACAGAGAAUGACGCACAAGGGAGCACUUGUAAGACGGAAAAGGUUGGGGAAGAGAGAGAGGAGGGAGGUUUGGGAAGCAGGGAAUCUCUGACAGGGUGUAUUGUGAAAGAUGAAAAUGUGGUGAAGACAUCAGCAGGAGAAGAGUACCCAUGUGACAUCAAUUGGGUGCCGGCUCGUGUUCAACCGGGUAUUGUUGGAGGAACACCAUGCUUUUCAGUAUUAAGGUUGAACGAUGCGGCAACACCACAGGAGAAAGGGCGAUAUGCAUUGAAAAUGUGGCGUGUUCUGGAAGCGCAGGGCGAGUUCAGGCUGAACGAUUUUUUGUACGACAGUUUUGAUUGCGGACAGUCAUGGGUGAUUGGUGGGAACGACGCAACAGGGAGUACGGCGUGCCACGAGAGCGAUGCGAGGAGGGAUCCUAGGUGGGGUUGGGUGCCAUGUGCGAUCCCGAUUCCAUGUGGCCGUGUGAGGAUGAUGAUGCGUGAUGCCAUGGGAAAUGUCUGGAGCACGCAUUAUGUGAAUGGCAACUUCUCCUUCAGGAACCUCGACAGGGAGGUCUCAGAAGACGAGAAGAAGGCAAUGGCAUGUCCUACCCAUACUGAUGGCUGCUUUUUCCCGCCGCUUCGGAACCCUGUGGAGUUGGAGGUGGUUGAAGGGAAACUGUUCAUUGGUGAGGAUGGUAGCGCAUACAUGCAUGCAAGAGGGCAGGAAGCCAAGUAUGAUGGACUAUGCUCGCAAAUAUGGGACCAUGUCACAAUGAGGAGUAACGUUCUGUCUGCCAUGGACAUUGGGGCCCAUGUCGUUCCUGAAGGACAGUUGCAGCAACAUAUUGCCCCUGAAAACAUUGUGGAGCAUUGUCAGUUCCUCGUGGUUCUGGCACGUGUCUCAAUUUUCAAUGUAAAUGUAAAGGACCACGUGCUGGUGGUUGAACACGCAAAGCGCUGCUGGGAGAAGAUAAGGGAGGAGGAGCGUCAGAUGGUGUGCGCGGGUUAUGACUCCAUGGCUGACCAGGGGAUGUGGUCCAUGGUUGAGGGGAGUUGUACGGGCCAAGAGCAGGGCGACGGUCAGAACAGAUACAUGGCUCACAUUCGCCGCAGGCACGGUUGCACGACCGUUCUCGGUUGGGUCCCGGUCGUAUGUCCCAUGACAUAUGAGCAUGGUGGAGAUGUCACCAUGAGAUUCAGAGACCCGCUUGGUGUGCCUUUCCAUCUGACCUACUUAGAUGGACUCCUGCGAGACAUUCGGUACCUGGCGGAAAAUGACUUGGCAGGUUCAGCGCAGGUGCAUGAACUCAGGUCGUCGCGCCCCGGGAUGGCAACUUUGGCGGAAAUCAGAAAGUUGCAACGAUCCACCGACCUUUGCUUGGCUUUCAGGCCAUUCUUGCGGCUCGUGCGCGAGGUUGUGGACGAGGACAUUGCUCUGUUUAUGGGCGUGAGGUUUCAGAUGACGGCGGUGAGUGCUUUGAUGGAGGCUGUCGAGGCGUACCUGGUCGCCAAUUUCGAGAACACCAACAAGGUGGCCAUCCAUUCGAAGAGGGUGACGAUCCAGGUCAGGGACAUGAGACUGGUGGAUUGGUUGUCGAAGCCUCGCUGGGGUGAGAAAUAUCAAGGUAUGUUGGACGAGAAGGCGAGAGGUGAGGAGAGACAACAGCGGAUGGAGGCCAGACAGGCAGAAAGGGAUGGCAGCAGAGCAGGGGCGAAGAAGAGGAAAGUAGUGCUACGUAAGGGGGGGCGCGGGAAAAAAAGGCAGCUUGAGAAUUCUACUGUGUGUGCUGCAUAACGGUUGUCCUGUCGAAUCGUGGACUCCGUGGAAGUCUUCAUGGUGUUAGGUGGGUUGAUUAG
Molecule: messenger RNA, 2025 nt
Organism: Chara braunii
Lineage: Eukaryota; Viridiplantae; Streptophyta; Charophyceae; Charales; Characeae
Source: the annotation of a GenBank genome assembly